This is a messenger RNA of Lolium perenne, 1859 nucleotides long. Its product is annotated as protein PIN-LIKES 3. Gene Ontology annotation, biological process: endoplasmic reticulum to cytosol auxin transport. NCBI's taxonomy places the organism in Eukaryota, Viridiplantae, Streptophyta, Magnoliopsida, Poales, Poaceae. Gene Ontology annotation, cellular component: membrane. The record is from RefSeq and is a predicted model, not a curated record.
CCCUCUUCUACGAAGAUACUAGACCGAUCCUGCCUUGAGCACACACCCCACGCACGCGCACCCAUGUUCAACAAAUAAAUGAAAACGCCAACAUGUCCACCACGCAGAAGGCUCAGCGAAAAAUAUUCAUAUACGAUCCGGAGUCCGGACCAUGCCGUGAGAUACUGAGAUCACAAGAGAAGCAGAAGGCGACCGGACACCGCUGUUGACGGAGCUCACCCCGGAUCCCUCCUCGGCUGCUGCGCUUCUCGGCACACGUCGUCUCUUCUUCUUCUCCGUGUUGGUACGCUCCUCGGCAGCGGCUUCGACAAGGACAGGGGAGUGGGGACAUGGGACUCCUGGACCUCUUCAUCACGGCAUGUGUGCCUGUUCUCAACACGCUCCUGGUUACCGGCUUCGGAUCGUUCCUGGCAACUGACUUUGCUGGGAUUCUGGGAAAAGAAGCAAGGAAGCAUCUAAACUAUGUGGUUUUUUAUGUAUUCAAUCCAUGUCUUGUCUCAAUCAACUUGGCAAAAACAAUCACCAUGGAAACCAUGGCCAAAUUGUGGUUCAUGCCAGUGAAUGUUUUCUUCACUUUUAUCUUCGGAUUAAUCUUCGGUUGGUUCGUGAUAAAAGUCACCCGAGCCCCACCCAAGUUAAGAGGCCUCAUUCUGGGUUGCUGUUCUUCUGGCAAUCUGGGCAAUAUUUUCCUCAUAAUCAUUCCAGCUCUUUGCAAAGAGAAGGGAAGCCCGUUUGGAGCACCUGAUGUUUGCCAGACUUAUGGACUAGCCUACUCAUCGCUCUCAUUGGCGAUCGGUGCCAUCGUUCUUUGGACGGGCGCGUACAAUAUUAUUCGUGCAAACUCAGAAGUCACUGAAGGAGACGGUAAACCUCCCACGGCUCAAACAAAAGUUUCGGCUCCAGGAGGCACUCCGGGCGUAGUUUCAGAGACAAAUUAUUCGAUCUUGAGUGAUCAUGUGGAUGACUGCUCUCUCCCAUUGAUAUCCAACGCAACUACAAUCAAAACUAAGGUCCCAUUAUCAGAGAGAGCAAAACGAUUUGUAUCAUCGGUUUCUAACACAGUUGAUCUGAAGAAGCUGUUUGCUCCUUCGACUAUUUCAGUGAUUGUCGGGUUUAUAAUUGGUGGAAUACCUCUGCUUAGAAAUGCUAUGAUUGGAGAUAGCGCUCCACUUCGUGUCCUUAGUGAGUCGGCUGAAUUAAUCAGCGGAGGAGCCAUUCCAUCUGUGACGCUGAUCAUGGGAGCGAAUCUCAUCACCGGUUUGCGAGGAGAUGUGAGCGUCCCACGGGCGGUGAUCGCCGGUGUCGUGGCCGUCAGGUUCGUCCUGCUGCCAUUGAUGGGCACCGUGCUUGUGAAAGUGGCCAUCCGGCUCGGCGUCAUCCAACCGGACCCUCUAUACCAGUUCAUCCUCCUGUUGCAGUACGCCGUCCCACCCGCCAUGAACAUCGGGACCAUCACGCAGCUUUUUGGAGUGGGUGAAAGCGAGUGCUCGGUGAUCUUCGUGUGGGUGUACGCGGUGGCGUCGGUUGCAGUGACGAUGUGGUCUGCGUUCUUCAUGUGGACCUUGUCUUGAGCAUCUCCCAUGUAGUAGUACGUCGGAGUCUCUGAAGCCGCGUUAUACUAGAACAAGGGAAAGACCGGAGAGCCCAGCGAGCUAGUGACCAUUCUAUCUCAUCUCCCUGAGUCGAUCAGAACGCACAAGCUCAAUUGAGUUGCUAUAAAGCCUACAUAUUGUGGAAGAUUUUUGUUACCGAGGAUAAGUGAACACCUAACACAUGUAUAUCAUGAGUAAACUUUGCAAUACGGUUAUUAGUUGGCCGAGGAUGAUCGAAAUUUAAACUUGGGGAGGUUGAGGAGUCCA